Molecule: messenger RNA, 815 nt
Organism: Gastrolobium bilobum
Lineage: Eukaryota; Viridiplantae; Streptophyta; Magnoliopsida; Fabales; Fabaceae
Product: small nuclear ribonucleoprotein SmD1a
Exons: 4
Coding region: 139-507 (122 amino acids)
Biological process (GO): spliceosomal snRNP assembly; RNA processing
Cellular component (GO): spliceosomal tri-snRNP complex; U5 snRNP; precatalytic spliceosome
Molecular function (GO): RNA binding
Source: RefSeq, a predicted model, not a curated record
GUUUCAUUUCAUGUACUGUGUGCAACUAAACGCUAUUGUCGUUUCGAGCCCAAAACCCCAACUUGGAGAUUUUGGUGCUGUUAGGGAGUCUCCUCUGCGACGGUGGUUUCAUCUUCUCCUUCUCGUUUCUCUGCCAGCAUGAAGCUCGUUAGGUUUCUCAUGAAGUUGAACAACGAAACUGUAUCGAUUGAACUCAAGAACGGUACUAUUGUUCAUGGCACCGUUACAGGUACUCUCUUCACUCUUCCACUAGGUGUUGAUAUCAGUAUGAAUACACAUUUGAAAACAGUUAAACUAACCCUGAAAGGGAAAAACCCAGUUACUUUGGAUCAUCUCAGUGUGAGAGGUAACAACAUUCGUUAUUAUAUCCUUCCUGACAGCUUGAAUCUUGAGACUUUACUGGUUGAAGAGACUCCUAGGGUCAAGCCUAAGAAGCCAACUGCUGGGAAGCCUUUGGGACGAGGAAGGGGGCGAGGACGUGGACGCGGCCGUGGUCGUGGCCGCUGAGUUGUGUAUCACAAAUUUUGUGGCAUUUGCUUGUACCUUAUUGUAGGGGAAUUUUCUGGGCAGUUUUAAAGACAUCAAAGGAGUGUUAUUGUUAAUUAGUCAUGUUGACCUGGUAUUGUUGCUACUUUCUUACAUCAGUGCUUUAAAGUUCUAGUUUAUAAUUCCUUCAUGUUGGAUAAUGCCUAAUACCUCUCAACUGAAAGAAAACUGCCUAUAUGUGCAGUUUGUCCAAGAUAAGGAAAGUUAUAGGAAUUACUGAUGAUUGUCCUUGUUCGUAAUGGUGGCUGUGUUAAAGACUUUUAUUACAU